ACUUUAAGAGAUAACAUUUUCAGUUAAAUAAUAAUAACACAGUGUGUAUUUUAUACGAAAUCGCUAAUUGCCUUAGAAUGACAAGGUUUAUAGAAAAUAAUCUAAAUAUUUAUAGCUGAGUUAUUGUUGAAUCAGAGCUUUUAUGGCAUAGUUAGGUUUAAAUUUCACCAAAUUGCAAGUCGUAUUAGACUUUUCGUAUAGUUUGUAAAAUUAAUCCAAGAGGAAAAAUAUUAAAAAUCCGUCAUGGAUGUAAUUUUUCAAAAUUGUGUAAAAAUUACAUUAUGUGUUGGAAUUAGUUCAAGUUUUACUGCUGUAUUGUACAAGUAUUUUUAUAAAGAAGAAAUUAAAGUAGUAUUUUUUUAUGGUAACUCGGUUAAUAUUAAUCAUACAUUUGAUAUCAAUUCAAUUAAUGUACAGAAUUGUGAUUGUUCCAAUUGUAAAUUAAAUAUAAUAUUAGGAUGGAUCAACAGUGCCAAAUACACAUUGGAUAUUUGUAUGUGUAUUCUGACUAACGAAACAAUUUCAAAGGCAAUAAUUAAUGCUCAUAAAAGAGGUAUAUGUAUUAGAAUUAUAGUUGAUGAAGACACUUUAAAGACAACUUGGGAAAUGGGAAGAGAAGGAAUUGCUAAAAAAGUUAAAAGCAAAAUUUACUCUGAAAGUAUAAUGCACCACAAAUUUACUAUAGUUGAUGACAAAAAAGUUAUUCUUGGAUCUCUUAAUUGGACCAAAAUGGGAACUCGAAAAAAUUGGGAAAAUACAUUUAUUACAAAUAAUCGAGAUAUCAUUGCUGAAUACAAGAAAGAGUUCUUAAAAUUAUGGAAUGGCAAUAUAUAAACAAUUGCUUGAUUUGAUAAACAUUUUGUUGUGGUAUUAUUAUUAAAAAAAAUGAGUAUAUUUUAAAAAGAUGUUUUUUAUUA
Messenger RNA from Daktulosphaira vitifoliae (grape phylloxera), 917 nucleotides. RefSeq names its product mitochondrial cardiolipin hydrolase-like. Gene Ontology annotation, molecular function: RNA endonuclease activity producing 5'-phosphomonoesters, hydrolytic mechanism. The coding region runs from base 244 to 834 and encodes 196 amino acids. Gene Ontology annotation, biological process: piRNA processing. The transcript is spliced from 2 exons. NCBI's taxonomy places the organism in Eukaryota, Metazoa, Arthropoda, Insecta, Hemiptera, Phylloxeridae. Gene Ontology annotation, cellular component: mitochondrion. The record is from RefSeq and is a predicted model, not a curated record.